Penicillium crustosum is the source of this 981-nucleotide messenger RNA. Its product is annotated as lipid-binding SYLF domain-containing protein. NCBI's taxonomy places the organism in Eukaryota, Fungi, Ascomycota, Eurotiomycetes, Eurotiales, Aspergillaceae. Gene Ontology annotation, biological process: actin cortical patch localization; actin filament bundle assembly. Gene Ontology annotation, cellular component: actin cortical patch. The transcript is spliced from 3 exons. Gene Ontology annotation, molecular function: phosphatidylinositol binding; actin filament binding. The coding region runs from base 1 to 981 and encodes 326 amino acids. The record is from RefSeq and is a predicted model, not a curated record.
AUGUCUUCCUCGCUGUGCAACGAGUGCAAGAAAGCAGAGAAGAUUCUUAGUUCAUUCGUGAAGCCCAAAAAAUGGAACAAAUCGAAAUCGAAGUUAGAGGAGCCAGAACUAGGCAUCCCACGCGCAAUCCUCUCGGGUGCAAAGGCCCUAGUGAUUUUCACAGUCGUGAAAGCAGGCGCCGUAGCUUCAAUGCGCUUCGGAUCAGGCCUCAUUGUCGCGCGACUUCCAGACGGCACCUGGUCCGCCCCGUCAGCUAUGGCAAUGGGCGGCAUCGGUCUCGGCACGCAGCUAGGCUUUGAAAUGACGGAUUUUGUCUUCGUGUUGAACAGUGAGCAAGCUGUCAAAACAUUCACCCAAUCAGGGUCCGUCACCCUCGGUAAGAGUGUCUCCGUUGCAUUAGGUCCGUACGGACGAAGCGCGGAGCUGAGUGGUGCGAUCAGCUCGAAAGGAAUGGUGGGCAUGUUUGCGUACUCGAAGUCACGGGGCAUCUUUGGUGGGAAGUCCUUUGAGGGCGGGAUGAUCGGAGAACGGCCCGAGGUGAAUAAGAAGAUGUAUGGCGUUACGUUGACGGCCAAGGAGCUUCUUAGUGGAAAGGUUGAUCCGCCGCCUGAUGCAGAGCCUCUCAUGCAACUUCUGAAUUCGGACAGGUUUAAGUUCGGGGAUGAGGGCGAUGUGUCACCAGUGGCCUCUAUAGCUGGUUAUCCUGCUUACGAUAAUCAUCAAGAGGUCGUUGAGAUGCCUGCGCAUGUACCUGAUCUGCACAAGGAGCCGGUUGAACUAGGGGCUGAAGAGCCCUCAAAGCUUGCCGAAUUGGAUGCGGGACCUGGUCAUCAAAUUUUCGAGUUGUAUUCUGGGGAUGUUGACUCUAAAGUUUAUGAGCUCGAUGCCUCCCAGUCGCUUCCGUCUCAGGUAUCAAAGGACGGACAUCCCACAUCAAAAUCCCCAGUGAUGCCACCCUCCAAAGACUCAGCUCUUGAAUAG